Molecule: messenger RNA, 945 nt
Organism: Nerophis lumbriciformis (worm pipefish)
Lineage: Eukaryota; Metazoa; Chordata; Actinopteri; Syngnathiformes; Syngnathidae
Source: RefSeq, a predicted model, not a curated record
AUGGCCCUUCACAGGAACACAAACCAAAUGGAUUUUAACCGGGAGUCCAAAGAAGGGAAACCGUCGACGGAAGAGCGACUCGACAGCGGCAUCGACUCCCUCAAAGAAGAGGACUACCGGGCUGUAGCAGAAGAGAUAUGUCGCCUGCACAUCGAAUGCGAGCCGUCGCCACAAAAACAGUUAAAUUAUGGAGCCGCCGAGAGCCAAGAAUGGAAAACGCAAGUCACCGAGGACGGGGACACGCUACUCCACUUGGCUAUUAUCCACGAGGCCAAGCACUGCAUCAGAAAAAUGAUCCAGCUCUCCAAGAACACAGACUUCCUCGACUUCCAAAAUGACCAGCGGCAGACACCUCUUCAUUUAGCAGUCAUAACAAACCAGUCAGACGUGUGCCAGCGCCUCCUGGCCGACGGCUGCGAUCCCACGUUGGUGGACGAUGGCGGGGACAUGCCAAUCCAUAUCGCCUGUCGCCACGGGAACCUGCCCUGCUUUAGCGUCCUCACGCAGUUUUGCCGUCAGGAGCAUCUUCAAAAAAUGAUGACGGCAUGCAACUACCAAGGUCAGAACUGCCUCCACUUGGCCUCGGUUCACGGUUUCCUCUCGAUGGUGGAGAGUCUCGUGGAUCUGGGAGCUGAUGUUGAUGCAAAGGAGCAGCGCAACGGCCGCAGCGGGCUGCACCUGGCGGUCGACCAGCAGAACCUGGCGUUGGUCAAACUGUUGCUGAAGAAAGGAGCAGACCCCAACCUCCUGACAUUCGGCGGUCACACCCCUUUCCACCUAACCUACGGUCGCGGCAACGACGACAUCAAAAGGGAACUGUUCUCGUUGACCCGUCCCGACCUGAGGGAGUUACCCGACAGCGAAUCGGACGACAGCGAGGACGAAGAGGAUGCAGAAUCGGACGACGAGGUGCCUUAUGAUGACAUCCAGUGGAAUGGCCACUAG